AUGGAACGACGUAAUAUCGAGCACCGGUAUGCGAUAAAAUUUUGUGUUAAACUCGGCAAAUCUGCAAAGGAAACAUUUGAUAAAAUAGUUAAAGUUUUCGGUGAUGAAGCCAUGAGUCGUGUACAGGUAUUUCGGUGGCACAAAGAAUUUAAAAAUGGUCGUGAAAGCGUCGGAGAUGAGCCGCGAAGUGGAAGGGCAGUUGAAGUUCGAACUGACAACAACGUUCAACGGGUGCGGGCACUUGUGAGUCAAGUUGGGUGGUUGACUAUUCGAAUGUUGUCUAAUGAGUUAAACAUUAACCGUGAAACAGUUAGAAAGAUUUUGAUUGAAGAUUUGAGCAUGAAAAAGCUUUGUGCAAAAAUGGUCUGUCUUGAACAGCUAGAAAAUGAUUCAAAACUUUUGGAACGUGUAGUUACUGGAAACAAGAGUUGGUUCUUUCAGUAUGAUCCAGAAACAAAGCGACAGAGCCAACAAUGGCUGUCUCCUGGCUCAGCAAGACCAAAAAAAGCAAGAAUGAGCAAAUCAAAAGUCAAAAUAAUGAUGAUUUCCUUUUGGCAGCAAUGGGUUGGUGCAUAA
Molecule: messenger RNA, 576 nt
Organism: Sipha flava (yellow sugarcane aphid)
Lineage: Eukaryota; Metazoa; Arthropoda; Insecta; Hemiptera; Aphididae
Product: protein GVQW3-like
Exons: 2
Coding region: 1-576 (191 amino acids)
Molecular function (GO): nucleic acid binding
Source: RefSeq, a predicted model, not a curated record